UAUCGAUCAAUUUUGGAAGAGAUAGCCUAAAUGGAAAUAAGUUCUAAAUAAUUAAUAUGGACGAUAGUGGUAAUAGUGAAUCCUCUAGGGCCGGAGGAAAACCUGUUUGGAGUAGAUCGAAUUCGCAUUCUGUUCGGAGCUUAAUAUUCGACGACCAAAUUGGUGGAUCACCCCCUUUGAGAAAUUCAUUAAAAAACACCUCCAAAAAUGUACAAAGUCUCGAUUCGGGAUAUUCGCCUAGGAGACUACAAAGUUCUUUACAAAAAUCGGAUAAACAGCUUUCUAAUGAUGAUUCGAAACUUGUUAAAAUGAGGAAAUCUCCUCUAGGAAAAUCUGCUCCAUCAUUGUCAGGAAACAUGAAAGAGCUUGGCAUGCCUCGCAGAUCUGGCAGGACUGUGUCGACGGCACACAGACUGAGUCUCGCCGCCAACACAUCUCCAAGAUCUCAUUCACCCAUCUCAGCUAGUCCUAUUGACAGUCCUAGGAUAAAUUCCCCGAACUCACAUUUCGCAUUCAUUGGACCCAAACGCAGUGUUAUGGGAGGCGGUUGCCGAGGUGACGGACGACGCUGGUCGGUUGCAUCACUUCCUUCUUCUGGUUACGGAACCACUCCUGGUAGUUCAAAUUUAUCGUCACAAUGUUCAAGUCAGGAACGUCUUCAUCAGUUACCAAACCUUCCAACAAGCGACGAAUUAAGACUGCUCAUUCAUCAUUUUUCAAGUAAUGAUAGUAAUUCGGGUUCUACGCCUGUUUCAAAUAAAGACGACUCCGGAGGUUCUUCCGGAAAUGGAAAAAAGUCACCAUUUCAUCGACCGCGUUCACGUAGUUUGAGUAGUCCAAGUAGGACGCUUCACGUCGAUAAUGAGGUUUCAACUAUGAAUACUCUGUACAAGGAGAGAUUUCCAAAAGCAACACAACAAAUGGAGGAACGUCUAGCACAGUUUGUGAACGACCAUAAAUCUGAUAGUACUUCAUUCAUGCAACAAUGUCCAAUUUUACGAUUCGUUCAUCAUCAAGUCCUAGAAGUCGCUAGGGACUGUUUGGACAAAUCGCACGCCAAACUUAUCACUAGCACCUAUUUUUUUGAAAUGCAGGAAAAUUUGGAACGAUUAAUUACUGAGACGAAAGAAAAAUCACCGGAAGCAGCAGUGGAGAUAACUAGUUUAAUACGGAAGCUACUUCUUAUAGUUUCACGCCCAGCGAGGCUAUUAGAAUGUCUUGAAUUUGAUCCGGAGGAAUUUUACCAUCUGCUGGAAGCAGCAGAAGGACAAGUUAAAGAUAUGCAGGGCAUCAAAGCAGACAUUCCGCAAUAUAUAAUCGAAAAACUAGGAUUAAAUCGAGACCCAAUUGAAGAGCUGCAACUAGAUUUGAAAGACAAUAAGUGGUUACAUGACAAUUCAACUACUUCUACAUGCAGCAGUGGAAGUGGCAAUAGCGGUGGUAAUGCAAGCCACAGCACAAAUAAAAAUUCUUGUUUCACAUCAACACCAAACAAAAAACAUAAUACUCAAUUAUUCUCGCCGAGCGAGGACGAUUACGAAAUUGUGAAAUUAAUCUCAAAUGGUGCAUAUGGAGCUGUAUAUCUUGUUAAACAUAAGCAAAACAGACAAAGGUUUGCGAUGAAAAAAAUCAACAAAACAAAUUUAGUUCUUCGAAAUAAAGUUGAGCAAGUUUUUGCUGAACGUGAUAUUUUAAGUUUUGCUGAUAAUCCCUUCGUAGUCAGUAUGUACUGCAGCUUCGAGACUAAAAGGCAUUUGUGUCUGGUUAUGGAAUAUGUAGAAGGUGGUGAUUGUGCAUAUUUACUUAAAAAUAUUGGACCAUUUCCGGCAGAUAUGGCAAGGUUUUAUUUUGCGGAGACUGUGCUUGCAGUGGAGUAUUUGCACAGCUAUGGCAUUGUCCAUAGAGAUCUAAAACCUGAUAACUUAUUGAUUACUGCCUUAGGACAUAUUAAACUCACAGAUUUUGGUUUAAGUAAAAUGGGUCUAAUGUCGUUGGCAACUAAUUUAUAUGAAGGGUAUAUUGACAGAGAAGCCAGACAAUUUUCAGAUAAGCAAGUGUUUGGUACACCUGAAUAUAUUGCACCUGAAGUUAUAUUAAGGCAGGGCUAUGGGAAACCUGUUGAUUGGUGGUCUAUGGGAAUUAUUUUAUACGAAUUUCUUAUUGGUUGUGUUCCAUUUUUUGGUGAAACACCUGAAGAACUUUUUGCGCAUACAGUUAAUGAUGAUAUUGAGUGGCCCGAUAAUGAUGACUGGCCAAUACAAGCAGAAGCCAAAAAUAUUAUAACAGCACUGCUGCAGCAAAGUCCACGUGAACGCCUCGGAUCAGCGGGACCUCAAGAAGUUAAAGAGCAUGUGUACUUUGCUGGUGUUGAUUGGAAUUCUCUGCUUCGACAAAAGGCUGAAUUUGUUCCUCAACUGGAAAAUGAGGAUGACACCAGCUAUUUUGAUACUCGAGUUGACAGAUACAAUCAUGAGAUUGCUGGGGACGACACUGAUGAUACAGAUGAUUCAAAACUGUUUGGUUCAUUUUCAUCAUGUUCUCCACAGUACAGAAAAGUUCAAAGUAAUCGAUUAAGUCACACUGAGACUGAACCUAGCGAAGGAAAAAAAUCAUUUGUUACUUCUGGUUUGAAGAAGCUGCAAGCUGAUCUCAACCAAUUAUCGUGCGCUUCAAAUAAGACAACAAGUACGCCAGAGUCUUCUCAAACAGACAGUGACGACGUGUCGCCCCAGAUUCAAAGAAGGCGGCGACAUACGCGUGACGCCUUGCCUCGAUUCUCGGUUUCCGUGGAAGACGAGCAUAGCUGUGACACUGGUACAUCAUCAUCAGAAAAUACUAGAGAACUUUCUCCGGUGUCCUUAAAUAGUAGUGGUCUCGGUGCUAGUCGACUUAAGGCUCCAUCGUUGAAUCUUCAAAUUCUACCUACAAGUAAACACAAGUCGCGCGCUGUAGUCAAAAGUGCCUCAGCUUUAGGCUUAUCACUUAUAAUACCUUCAGAUAGUAGUUCAUGUGUGGAGAUACAGUCGCCAGGCGGUGGUGGUUCUAGUACUGCAAGUUCCCGUGACAACUCGCCUUGUCGGGAGCUGUCACCAUUAGUCACAAACUUGAAACCUCCGAUCAUCAUCAGGCGUGGUCCAAAAGGAUUUGGCUUCACUGUACACACUAUUCGCGUAUAUUAUGGCGAUACAGAUUUCUACACUAUGCAUCAUUUAGUCAUGGCUGUUGAUGAAGGUAGUCCGGCAUUCGAAGCAGGGUUGCGACCAGCUGACCUAAUUACACAUAUUAAUGGGGAAGCUGUUCAAGGCCUUUAUCACACUCAAGUUUUACAACUAUUAUUAGGAGGUGUAGAACAUGUCAGUUUGAGAGCUACUCCUUUAGAGCAUACUAGUAUUCAGAGUGGUGGUCGUAAGCGCGAAUUAUGGCAAAGCAAGCUAGCGCGGAGGAAUUUACAUAGGCAAAGGAAACCGAAACGAGAUACUGAUAAGAGAAGAAAAUCAUCAUUAUUUAGAAAAAUUAGCAGCAAAAGAGCUAGUGUGGAAAUGCAGCAAAUUGCCGCUGCAAUAUCAUCGCCGACUAUGGUUACUCCAAGUCGAAGUUUCCAAGCAUUUCCUCGUCAGGAAGUACCGAUUGGAAGUUCGUAUUCCCCAGUGAAUCGAAUCAGCUUAUCAUCUAACGAUUUAUAUAUACAACCAUCUCCCUGUAACUCGCCCCAAUCGAGUUCUCCCAGCUCGUCAACUCCUAACACGCCUACGGCAGGCAGCGGUACCGGUGGCAUAGGAGGCUCGCAACACUAUCAAAGGCCCUCAACGUUGCACGGAUUGAAGCAUAAAUUGCAUACAAAUGGGUGUAAUAAAUCCUUGCAUUCCGGAGUUACAGGAUCAGGUCCCAGUCGCAGAAAAUCCGUUGGCCAUAUACCAUUGUCGCCAUUGGCACGUACACCUUCUCCUUCUCCACUGCCCGCAUCGCCUACUCGUUCACCUAGUCCGCUAGCGUUUCCUGUUGGUCAUCAGCCCGGAAGUAGUAACACAACUCAAUCCUACAGUCCGGGUGGUCCAGGAGGUAUUUCAAACACUGCAACUACUUCGAAAAAAAGUUUUGUCCGUCCAAAGAGCGCAGAGCCGGGCUCGCCGUUACUUCGCAGAGCUUUGUCGCCCGAUCGAUUGCAUCCGCGAAGCGCAGAGAAUAAAUGCACUCAAAUAUCGCCUUUAUGUUCAACCCAGGCUACAAGUAAUAAAACUGUUAAAACUACCCCUAGCAUUUGGCGCUGUUCAACUCAAGAACGGGAGAAGGAAGAAAACGAUCAAAACCACGAAGAAACCGUAUUGGAGAACUCGACCUUACAUUCAUCAUCGACCAUAAGCUCAGCGCCUGCUACAAAUGUCUUAUCAAAUGCUUCUAAUAUUUUACCAAAUGUUCCAACGAGUACAAAUACAAUUCAAGGAUCUGCUAAUUUUGAUGGUCGGUUGUCUUUAAAUUUACCAGGUCCAAGUGAACUUCUACCUAGAAUUGCUGAAGAAAAAGAUUCUCCAACAGGAAAUCAAGAAGCAGUAAAUAAUGCUAAUACUGCAAAUAUCGUGCCUGUCACUUCUCACCACACAAGCGUAUGAAAAUCAGUUUUUGAUAUGGGAAUUCAGAACUAAGACUAAGUAAAUAAUGUCACAUUAAGACAACUUGAAUAUUUCUAAUUUUAUCUAAUAUGCCUAAUAUCAUUUUUAUUCAAAUUGCUCAGGGCAUACAUAAUAAUGCUGGUCCCAGACUGACUUUAAAGUCUUUUUCUAGAAAAUUUAACUGUUUGUUAACUUUGAAUUGUAAAUAUUAUUAUCUUAUUAGUGUACAUUUUAUAAUUAUUGCUGUGAUAUUUGAGAACACAAUUAUUAUUACAUAUAUUCUUAACUUUGUAUGCACAUA
Messenger RNA from Ctenocephalides felis (cat flea), 4908 nucleotides. It is a transcript of the gene dop, whose product is annotated as microtubule-associated serine/threonine-protein kinase 3. NCBI's taxonomy places the organism in Eukaryota, Metazoa, Arthropoda, Insecta, Siphonaptera, Pulicidae. Gene Ontology annotation, molecular function: protein serine/threonine kinase activity; magnesium ion binding; ATP binding. Bases 57 to 4607 code for a protein of 1516 amino acids. The record is from RefSeq and is a predicted model, not a curated record. Gene Ontology annotation, biological process: peptidyl-serine phosphorylation; intracellular signal transduction. The transcript is spliced from 17 exons.